AAGAAAAUGACUUCCGCACCGUCACAGUUUAUCAGCCGGGAGCCUGCAGCAGUUUCUGUCACAAAAAUGGCUAAAUUGAAAGACAAACGGAGAGAAAAAUUUAGUGUCGCCACUGAGAUCGACCGUUUGGAGGAGCGCCGUGCGCGCUGCAAGGACAACCUGGAGCGGGCUGAGUUCAAGGGCAGGAAAGAGAAGCUCUCUGACAAUGACAAGCACGACCUGGAGGAUGAGAUGACGAUCAUUAAUGAGAGAGUGCUGAAGUUGGACAAGGAGCUGGAGACGUUGAGAGGAGAGAAUCGGAGGAACAUGCUGCUGUCAGUCGCUCUGCUGGUCGUCAGCGCUCUCUUCUACUACGUCUUCUUCCACAAUGAAGAGGACUCAUGAUACCGCCUGGUAACUUAAAGCGACUUUGUGUCUUAAAAGAACAACAGCAGCCACGGGACAACGCUGUCGCGAGAUGAUGUUUGAGGUUCACGGGGAAGCUGGAGAGCUGUGUUGGUGAAAUACCUCAGUUCUGCCUCUAGAUGGCAGCAUUGUCAUUGUACUGGGUUUCUCGUGCACAUCUUCCUUGGACUAGAGUAAUACAUGUAUGAGAUAAUAUUGGGGUAAAGUGAGCGAUCAUUUUUCUCUUUUCCUCAGCUUGUAUACAGUCUGUUUUCAUUGCUGUACAAAGACUUCACUGUAUAUUAUAACAUUCAACGCGAAGAAUUUAUAUACGACAGUUUGCCCCCAAAAUACACAAUUAAAUAGAAAGUUAAUAAAGCUUAUGCCACAAAUAAACCAAAGUAAUGUUGCUUUUAUACAGUAUAUCGAAGAUGUGCUUCAUCUAAUUGUGCCAAUCAAGUUUGCUUGUCUUUUCAGUCACAUAUAAAUGAAUAUGUGUAAUAAUGCAUGGUACACGUGUGCAGUUAAAUGGAUGACAAUAUUUGAUACAUUUGGUUUUCUCUUGAAAUGAGUUGUACAGUAUGUUUUAUCACUACAGCAUAUAGAGAACCUGAUGAAUGUAUGUUUUGUUGUUGAUGCUCAUACUGGCCAAUGCACCACCUCCUGUUUUUGGAGGUCUUUUAUGUUUUUCUUCAUGAAUAAAAACACUUCAUUUUGGAUGCUUUGUUUUGUUUUGUAUUUCAUAACCUCAUUUAAAACUUAUUAUUCAUAGUAUCUUUUGUUAUGAGUAGAGUUCAUCACAUGAUUCAUAGUU
Molecule: messenger RNA, 1198 nt
Organism: Anarrhichthys ocellatus (wolf-eel)
Lineage: Eukaryota; Metazoa; Chordata; Actinopteri; Perciformes; Anarhichadidae
Gene: ccdc167
Product: coiled-coil domain containing 167
Exons: 4
Coding region: 7-384 (125 amino acids)
Source: RefSeq, a predicted model, not a curated record